CCCGACGUCUAGUGAUGGGGAGCCCCGGGUGCUUUCGGCCGCCAGAUCGGGUGUAGAGGUUGAAGUUGAGCCCCGGGCCUGGGAAUUGGACGCCCGCAGAGGGGAAGAUGGAAGCGUGGCGCUGUGUGAGGAGGGGCUACGGCCGCUGUGUGGUGGGGAGAGGCCGAUACCCCAUGUUACCCCAUCACCAGAAGAGUCUGGGCAGAGAUUGGACGACACCGUGGGAGAAUCUGCAAAGGUGUUGCUGGAACAGACAUAUUUCUAGUUGUAUGAGGUGGCCUGGACAUUAUUCUCGUGCUCCUUACCCAUACUUCAGUAGUAGGCAUUUUUCACUAAAUUGGAGACCACCUUGUUUGUUUGAGUCUAGAACUCCGUUUCAGUACUGGAACUGGAGACCUGACAACCUGAGCCAGACCUCUUUGAUUCAUCUCUCUAGUUACAUCAUGAACUCUGAGGGAGAUGAGCCUUCAUCAAAACGAAGAAAACACCAAGGCACAAUACAACGACAUUGGGAAUAUAUAUGUAACCAUAAUAAAGACAAGACGAAGAUCCUAGGAGACAAAAAUGUUGACCCCAAAUGUGAAGACAGUGAUAACAAGUUUGACUUUUCAGUGAUGUCCUAUAAUAUACUUUCACAAGAUUUAUUGGAAGACAAUUCACAUCUUUAUAGACACUGCCGGCGGCCAGUUUUACACUGGAGUUUUAGGUUUCCCAAUAUUCUGAAAGAAAUUAAACACUUUGAUGCAGAUGUACUUUGUUUGCAAGAAGUUCAAGAAGAUCAUUAUGGAGCAGAGAUCAGGCCAAGUUUGGAAUCUUUGGGUUAUCACUGUGAAUACAAGAUGCGGACAGGAAGGAAACCUGAUGGCUGUGCCAUUUGCUUCAAACAUUCCAAGUUUUCACUCUUAUCAGUGAACCCAGUGGAAUUCUACCGCCGUGAUGUUCCUCUGUUGGACAGAGACAAUGUUGGAUUGGUGUUACUCUUGCAGCCCAGAGUUCCGAGGGCUGCCUGUCCUGUGGUCUGUGUAGCUAACACACAUCUGUUAUAUAACCCAAGGCGAGGCGAUAUUAAGCUGACCCAAUUGGCCAUGCUUCUGGCAGAGAUUUCCAGUGUUGCCCAUCAGAAAGAUGGCAGCUUCUGCCCUAUCAUUAUGUGUGGUGACUUUAAUUCUGUUCCUGGUUCUCCGCUUUAUAGUUUUAUAAAAGAAGGAAAAUUGAAUUACGAAGGACUUGCCAUCGGCAAGGUAUCUGGCCAGGAACAGUCUUCACGGGGACAAAGAAUUUUAUCUAUUCCAAUUUGGCCCCCAAACCUAGGUAUCUCACAGAACUGUGUGUAUGAGGUACAGCAGUUACCAAAAGUAGAAAAGACAGACAGUGAUCUGACACAGACAGAGCUGGACAAAACAGAGGUCUUAGUGACAGCUGAAAAAUUAUCUUCAAAUUUACAGCACCAUUUCAGCUUGUCGUCUGUUUAUUCGCAUUAUUUUCCUGACACUGGAAUUCCAGAAGUGACCACCUGUCAUUCCCGAAGUGCCAUAACUGUGGAUUAUAUUUUCUAUUCUGCUGAAAAGGAAGAUGUUGCCAGGCAGCCAGGAGCUGAAGUUGCUCUGGUUGGUGGCUUGAAACUUUUGGCCAGACUAUCACUUCUUACGGAACAAGAUUUGUGGACUGUUAACGGACUUCCAAAUGAAAAUAAUUCUUCAGAUCAUCUACCUUUAUUGGCUAAGUUCAGACUUGAGCUGUGACUCUUCUUUGAUUACAUAUAUACUUUUCUUUCCAAUUUACAUUCUUUUUCAAAAAAUGUAAAAUAUUUCUUGAGAGUUUGCAUGUUUAUUUUUGCGCCAUGGAGUUUCUGAAGAGGUUAUGUUAAAUGCUUGAAACAGAUGUGAGAAGAAACAAGUUUACAACAAUUUUCUUUGUAAUACCGAAAAAAUAUUUUCCUGACAAGUGCGAUCCAAACGCUCCUUAUUGUAAAAGAGUUGUAAAUAUUUUUUAUUCUAAAUCCCAGUAAAAUUGACAGUGAUUUUUAAAUACAGUGCAUCCUCUUUAGUUAGUAAAGAAUUUCAGUUGAUGUUUUUGGCAAGCUUUACGGUGGAUCCAAAAUAUCUUUGAGUUCUUGCAAACCACAACUCAUUUCCCUCCCAGAAGGCCUGAUUUCAUUGUGAGGACCAUCUGUUUGUUGAGUCCGAAUUAUUUCAUCUCGGAAAUCACUCACAAGUGUCCAGCCAACCAUUUUAGCUUGGUUUUGAGGGGGCUUGAUAAUGCUUUCUAAAAUUGUACAAAUUGCUUAAUCCGUCUUGUUACUCUCCUGAGCCGUGUACUAUGUCUGCAUUUUGUUGGGAGAUGUAGGUCACCAUUACUAGUAGGUGAGGUGCUGUAUACACGCCCUCUUUCCAUCCUGUGACAGACAGACCAUUCCAGCAUGCCUGAGAGAGGCAGAGACUGGGUUAGAUUGCCUUUGUUUCCCUAGCACUUUGUUUUUUGUUUUUUUCUUUUUUCUCUUCAGUUUCAAGAAGAGAUCCCUGGGUUGGGGGAGAGUCUUUAUUUUUCUGAACCAAUUCUGUGGAAAUUUAUUUUAUGAGGAAACUUGUCUUUAGAACAAAGUGGCAGCUAUAAGAUUCUUUUGGUUUUGCCUCAGAUAUUUAGGAAGCCCGCAGAACUAGUAGGGAGAUACCAACUUGGAGACCUAAUACUCUUAAGUAGUAAUUUUAACCAUCUUAGUGGUUUUGUUUCUAAGAUGUUACUU
This is a messenger RNA of Neomonachus schauinslandi (Hawaiian monk seal), 2743 nucleotides long. It is a transcript of the gene ANGEL2, whose product is annotated as angel homolog 2. Bases 108 to 1742 code for a protein of 544 amino acids. The transcript has 9 exons. Gene Ontology annotation, molecular function: mRNA 3'-UTR binding; 3'-5'-RNA exonuclease activity. Lineage: Eukaryota; Metazoa; Chordata; Mammalia; Carnivora; Phocidae. The record is from RefSeq and is a predicted model, not a curated record. Gene Ontology annotation, biological process: 3'-UTR-mediated mRNA stabilization.